This is a messenger RNA of Nasonia vitripennis (jewel wasp), 2171 nucleotides long. It is a transcript of the gene Rpn13, whose product is annotated as proteasomal ubiquitin receptor ADRM1. Gene Ontology annotation, molecular function: proteasome binding; endopeptidase activator activity; ubiquitin binding. The transcript has 5 exons. Gene Ontology annotation, biological process: ubiquitin-dependent protein catabolic process. The record is from RefSeq and is a predicted model, not a curated record. Lineage: Eukaryota; Metazoa; Arthropoda; Insecta; Hymenoptera; Pteromalidae. Bases 700 to 1770 code for a protein of 356 amino acids. Gene Ontology annotation, cellular component: nucleus; cytoplasm; proteasome regulatory particle, lid subcomplex.
CAACGGACUUGAGUGGCGCUGUGCAUCGUUGUGUGUUCUAUACCUCUCGUAGUCGUCCAAACCUAUUGUAAUCCAAGAUUAAAAUUGGAAGAAAAAUAAUUACAUUUUAACACAAAUAAUUGAAAUAAAAAAAAUCACAUGAAAACAAAUUGAUAUUUUUAUUCUAAGAUAAGUAAAUAGUUGAAUAAAUUAAUUAGUACGAGAGCCAUAGACACACAACGAUGCACAGCGGUCAGCGCCACACAAGUCCGUUGUGCCUUGUGGUUGUGCUCUAUGCUUUUUUAGCUGUCACGGCCUUAAUACUUUGGUACCAUCCCAUUGACCGGAGACGUAACCUAGUUGCUUCUAAAUGCUAAAUGCUAUAUGAAAAUUUAAAUUUUGCACUGUCAUAAAUUUAUCAACUUGUAUACAUAGCUUGUAGCCGAUAAUUGGCCUAUAAAAAAUAAACAAAAUAUUGAUAGACUCGUGAGAUUAGGUAAUAAGGCAAGAGACCAGAAAUCUAAAAAUAAAACAUACAUUUUGUUUUAUAGAAGAUUUAAUUAACAUAGCCUUUAAAACAUAAAUUGAAGCCAUUAAUCUGAAUAUCAAGAUAUACCUUUGUUUUGAUGUGUCCGGAGUUUAGAAAAAGCUAAAUAUUAAACCCAGAUUAAAUAAACUACAACUUAAUUCCAAGAUAAGAUUAUCAAGAAAUUUUCAAAUAUGUCUAGCAACGCUUUAUUUAGUAAUAAUGGAAAUCGAAAUGUUAGUAAGAAUCUGGUAGAGUUUAAAGCUGGGAAAAUGACAAUGAAAGGAAAAAUGGUUUACCCGGAUAAUAGGAAAGGACAGCUUUAUGUUUACCAGUCAGAUGAUUCGUUGAUGCAUUUUUGCUGGAAAGAUCGUAGUACUGGUAUUGUGGAAGAUGAUUUAAUUAUAUUUCCUGAGGAUUGCGAAUUCAAGCAUGUAACACAGUGCAAAACUGGAAGAGUAUACCUAUUAAAAUUUAAAUCAUCAAGUAGAAAAUUUUUUUUUUGGUUACAGGAUUCAAAAACAGAUAAAGAUGAAGAAUAUUGUAGGAAAAUAAAUGAAGUACUUAAUAAUCCACCAAUACCAGGUUCACAAAGAUCUAGUGGCGCAAAUGCUGAAGGCGAUUUACAAAACUUAUUAAACAAUAUGUCACAACAACAGUUGAUGCAAUUAUUUGGUGGCGUAGGUCAAAUCGGAGGCCUUGGAAGUUUGCUUGGAACUAUGAAUCGUCCAUUUAGUAGUGGAAGUAGAAUUUCAACAACUUCUUCAAUCACUCCAGUUACAACUGCAAAAUCAACUACAUCUUCGACUCCUAAUUCUACUGCGUCUACUACUACUACUACUACUACUUCUAUAGGCUCAGAAAUACCGAAGCCGACUGGCAGCGAUAAAUCUUCGUCCGCAAAAUCAGCAGAAUGUACUACUUCAAUUGUCUCUGACAACCGAAUACGUCUUAGUGAUCUACAAAGCUUUUUAUCAGGCAUACCGAAGCCUUCUCAUAUUGAAUCUGAAGUUCAGCUACAACAUAGCUUUUGUCCGACAGAGGGGCGUAGCGAGCGAACUAAGCUCAGCCAUCCCAGCGGCCAUCUCCACAUGCGAAAGCCUGGAGGAUUUAAUAAGUACAUACUUGCCGGCCGGCGACAGCCUUUCAACCACUCUUUCGUCUCCUCAGUUCUCCCAGGCACUAUCACUAUUUUGGUCUGCUUUGCAGUCGGGCCAGGCGGCCCCUGUAGUCCAGCAGUUUGGUUUGGGGUCCGAAGCUGUUAAUGCUGCAACUACUGGUAAUAUCCAUGCUUUUGUCAAUGCUCUUGAGACCGAGGCACUAAAUAAGUCGCCGGCGAGCGAUGCAGAAGCUGUUGAUAACUCUGAUAUGAUGAAUACAAAGAAAUCUCAAGAGGAAUCUACAGGUAAACUAAAAAGUGAUCAGCCAGAUUCCAAAACCGAUACUAUUAAUCACAAAAAAGAUAAUGAUGAUGAUGAAGGCAUGGCUCUCGAUUAAAUUUCUUCUUUAUUGUUCUCUAAUUAAAAUAAUAAACAUUCGUAAAGUCUUCUAAUAUUCAUUUUGUAACCUUCCUAAACAAUGUUACGUUUUUAAUUCGUCUUCUAUUUUCUUUUCAAAGUGAUAUUGCAAUGUAAUGACAAGUAAAUAAAGAGUACAUUCUGCGAUA